UGUUUUUGUUUUAAAUAACAAACAUGGCCACGUUUACCAUUUUAUCAUGUCAAGGGUUUCUAAAAGAAGAUGGAUGAAUGUGUUGUUGUUUGAAAGAGGUCGUUCAUGUUGUUGAAAGGGAUUAAAGCAAGCUGAUUACAAGUUUUAGCCGGUGUGGUUGGGGCAGGCAGCUGUGGCACUGAUAUGCAGCCCUUGGACGACUGUCUCAAAUCUCAGGCUAAACUAUCUUAUCCUAAAUGUUGUUCAACUUUGACAGUUCCAUUCUGAGGUUUCUGACCUGCUUGUUACCCUAAUUUGGGGGAGAGAGGAGGAGACAUGGGGACUGGCAGUCAGAUCUGUCUGCUGCUGUGGAAAAACUGGACCCUGCGAAAAAGACAAAAGCUUCGGUUUAUUGUAGAGCUUUUAUGGCCACUGGCCCUGUUUAUUGUCUUGGUUUGGCUGAGAAAGGCAAACCCGCUAUAUCAGCAACAUGAAUGUCAUUUUCCCAACAAGGCCAUGCCAUCUGCAGGAACCUUGCCCUGGUUACAGGGAAUGUUCUGCAAUGCCAACAACCCCUGCUUCCAACACACAACGCGUGGAGAAUCCGCUGGUGUAGUCUCGAACUACAACAACUCCAUUUUGGCCAGGUUCUAUGCCGAUUCACAAGAACUGCUGUUCUCAAAGCCAGAAUUCCAACAGCUAGAAAGGGUCUGGGAAGAACUGCGUGUCAUGUCUGAUUUCAUGGACACAAUCAGAACUAACCCUGCUAGAAUUUCAGGUCGAGGGGUCAAAAUUGAAGACAUUCUGAAGGACGAUGAAACUCUCACUGGGUUUUUGUUAAGGGACUGUAGAUUCUCUGACUCUGUUGUUACUCAGCUGAUGAAGGCCCAAGUGCGCAUGGAACAGUUUGCAUUCGGGGUCCCUGACUUGACCCUGAAAGACAUUGCCUGCAGCCAAACCCUGCUGGAGCGCUUCAUCAUCUUCACCAGCCGGCAUGGUCUGCAUGCAGUGCGCAACGCCAUGUGCGUCCUGAGUCAGCAGAGACUGCAGAAGAUUGAGGAUGUUCUCUAUGCAAACAUUGACUUCUUCAAGCUCUUUCACAUUCUUCCUUCAGUGUUGGAUAAUCACUCCUCUGGUGUGGACCUACGAUUCUGGGGCCAAGUAUUGUCAAAUGUUUUUGAUUUAUUACAAGAGCUAAUCAAGAGAAACAGUUUUAACAAUCUGCUCCAGGUCCUGUACCCACUUUUCCAAGAUGGCGGCCCAUCUUCCUUCACCCAGCUGAUGAACUCGGUGUCUAACCUGUUUUGUGGGUACCCCGAGGGAGAGGGCUCCAGAGUGUUCUCAUUCAACUGGUACAAGGACAAUAAUUACAAGGCUUUUCUUGGAAUCGACGGCUCCAAGAAGCAGCACGAUUACAUCUAUGACAAAACGACCAGCCCAUUCUGCAAUUCACUCAUCCAGAACCUAGAGUCUAACCCCAUUACCAAAAUAGCCUGGAAUUCCAUGAAGCCCCUGCUGAUGGGAAAGAUCCUGUAUGCUCCUGACUCUCCUGCUGUGCGGCAGAUAUUAAAAAAUGCUAACACCACCUUUGAGGAGCUGGAGAGACUGAGGAUCAUGGGGCUAGCCUGGGAAGAAGUGGGUCCUCAAGUGUGGAACUUCUUUCAGAGCAGUGUUCAAAUGAAUAUGAUCCGAGAUACAAUUAAAAACCCUACAGUGAGCGGUUUCAUUGACAGACAUCUUGAAGAUACAGAAUUUUCAUCCAAAUAUAUUCUUAACUUUCUCUACAAUGGACCCCCGAGCAGUCGACCAGAAGACAUGAUGGACUUUGAUUGGAGAAACAUCUUUGAUGUGACUGACCAGGUCAUCCGCCUCUUUAACCAAUACGGAGAGUGUCUGAAUCUGGAUAAGUUUGUAGGCCAUUCUGAUGAAGUCCAGCUGACCCACCAAGCUGUGUAUCUCCUACAAGAAAACAAGUUUUGGGCUGGAAUUGUCUUUCUUGACAUGUUCCCUUGGACCAACAAGCUGCCAAUGCAUGUGAAGUUCAAGAUCCGCAUGGACAUUGAUGUUGUGGAGCGAACCAAUAAAAUCAAAGACAGAUACUGGGACCCUGGUCCAAGGGCUGACCCCCUGGAUGACCUGCGUUACAUCUGGGGAGGGUUUGCAUAUCUCCAGGACAUGAUUGAACACGGCAUUAUCAAGAGUCACACAAAUAAGGACGUGCCCAUGGGGCUCUAUGUACAGCAAAUGCCAUAUCCCUGCUAUGUAGAUGACCUCUUCAUGCUGACUCUCAACCACUGCUUCCCCAUGUUUAUGGUGCUGGCCUGGAUCUACUCUGUCUCCAUGAUCGUCAAGAGCAUUGUGUUGGAGAAGGAGCUACGGCUCAAGGAAACACUAAAGGUCAUGGGCGUCUCUAAUGGUGUGAUCUGGUACACCUGGUUCAUCGACAGCUUCCUAAUGAUGGCCACCAGCACAGGCAUCCUGACCUUUGUCAUCAUGGAAGGAAAUGUGCUGCACUACAGCAAUCCUGUCAUCGUUUUCCUGUUCUUGUUGACGUUUACCGUGGCAACCAUAAUGCAGUGUUUCCUGAUGAGUGUCUUCUUCAAUAAGGCCAACCUGGCAGCGGCCUGCAGCGGCAUCAUCUACUUCACCCUCUACCUGCCACACAUCCUCUGCUUCGCCUGGCAGGACCGCAUCACCAAGAACAUGAAGAUACUGGUGAGUUUGCUGUCUCCAGUGGCAUUUGGCUUUGGUACAGAAUAUUUAUCCCGCUAUGAAGAGCAGGGCCUUGGGCUGCAGUGGGAUAAUAUCUGCACCAGUCCAUUAGAGGGCGACGACUUCAGUUUCUUAUGCUCCAUCAGGAUGAUGGUUUUUGAUGCUUUUCUUUAUGGCGCCCUGGCAUGGUACCUUGAUAAUGUGUUCCCAGGUCAGUAUGGUAUAGCACGGCCUUGGUAUUUUCCACUCCAGCAUUCAUACUGGUCAGGACCCGAGCCCUCUCUGCCUGAGAAACCAGUCCCCACAGAAGAUAAAGGAGAGAUAAAGGAGAUCAAGGAUGGAAAAGAGGAAGAGAAGAGCCAGAAGUCAUCAGAGAAGUCGGUGACUGAGAACAAAACCGAGAGCAAAGAACCGGCGAAGAAACCCUGCAAGCACAAAGAGAAGCAGGAAAAGGAAGAAAAUGAGAAGGAAGAGAAGCUAAAGAAAGAAGCUGAGGCAGAGAAAAAGGAUGCUGAAACUAUUCCAGGUAACCCUUUCUUCGAGGCUGAGUCGGCAGGCCUGGUGGUCGGGGUGGCGGUUCAGGACCUGGUGAAGACUUUCGAUGGCUGCAGCAGGCCAGCGUUGGACGGGCUGAACAUAACCUUCUAUGAAGGGCAGAUCACUUCUUUCCUGGGACACAAUGGAACUGGAAAAACAACAACCAUGUCAGUCCUCACUGGUUUGUACCCCCCAACCUCUGGCACUGCUAUCAUCAAAGGGAAGGACAUCCGGACGGACAUUGACACCAUUCGACAGUCCCUGGGCAUGUGCCCACAGCACAACAUCCUCUUCCACCACCUAACAGUAGCUGAACACAUUCUAUUUUACGCCCAACUGAAAGGGAAGCCGAAGGCAGAAGCUGAGAAGGAGGUGGAGGAAAUGUUAGAAGACAUUGGCCUCCCUCACAAGAAGAAUGAAGAGGCACAGAACCUGUCAGGUGGCAUGCAGAGGAAGUUAUCUAUAGCCAUGGCCUUUGUUGGGGGAGGAAAGGUGGUCAUUUUGGAUGAACCCACUUCUGGAGUAGAUCCUUAUUCAAGGAGAUCCAUCUGGGAUCUGCUGCUCAAGUACCGCUCAGGCAGGACCAUCAUCCUGUCCACACACCACAUGGACGAGGCGGACCUCCUUGGAGACCGGGUGGCCAUCAUCUCCAAGGGGAAGCUGCUCUGCUGCGGCUCCCCCCUGUUCCUGAAGAACUGCUUCGGCAUCGGCUUCUACCUUACCCUGGUGCGCAGGAUGAGAUGCGUCAAACAAGACAAGAAAAAGGAGAGUGAAUGUGGCUGUAAACCGGAUUGCUCAUGCUCGUGCUCUACUUGUACCAAAUUCAAGAAAGAUUGUCAUACCCAGACCCAGACCCAAACCCACACCUUCGAACAGGAGAUGGAUGGUGACAUAGAGAGUAUAACCAGCCUGAUUCACCACCACGUUCCGGAGGGGAAGCUGAUCGAGAUGACUGGUCAGGAGGUGACGUAUUUGCUGCCCAACAAAGACUUCAAGCACCGGGCCUAUGCUAGCUUGUUCCGGGAGCUGGAGGAGACACUGGGUGACAUGGGACUCAGCAGCUUCGGGAUCUCUGAUACCUCACUCGAAGAGAUUUUUCUUAAGGUUACUGCUGAUGCUGAAACAGCCACAGGUGUGGGGAACCCAGAAGAGUGGAUGUUGCAGCACAGGAAGUCUCGAACAAGUGUUGCUGGAGAGAACAAGGUCACUGUAAACGUUGAAGCUGCAGAAGGUGCAGAGAAUGCUGGGGUGAAGCAGUCAGCUUCAGCCAAUGGGCAGAGGGCCCCUGAGAACUCUCCUAAUGACGCGAGUGAUGGGAAAGGCUCCCACCAGAUCAAAGGUGUAGGGCUGGUCUUUCAAGCCCUUCUGAUAAAGAGGUUGUACCAUGCCACCCGCAGCCAGAAGGACUUCCUCGCACAGAUUGUCCUGCCUGCAAAUUUUGUUCUCUUGGCUCUGAUUUUUACCCUCAUCAUCCCUCCUUUUGGGGAAUAUCCCAGCCUAUCUGUGCACCCAUGGAUGUAUGGCAAGCAGUUCACCUUCUUUAGCAACGAGCAGCCUGAAAGUGAGCCAAUGAAGCAUUUUGGUGAUGUGUUGUUAAACAAACCUGGUUUUGGGACACGCUGCAUGAAGAGUGAACCGUUAGCGAAAUACCCUUGUAGUAAUUCCACCGCUGACUGGGAGAUGGAAUUUAUCCCUGUAAAUGUUACGAACCUUCUGAUGAAACAAAACUGGACUGAGACCAACCCUUCACCAGUCUGUCAGUGCAGCACCCAGGAGAAGUUGACCAUGCUCCCACAAUGCCCUGCAGGAGCUGGAGGGCUGUCCCCACCACAGAGACUUCAACCAACCACAGACAUUGUACUAGACCUCACCAAUAGGAACAUAUUUGAUUACCUCGUAAAAACAUACCCAACACUGAUCAGAACAAGUUUAAAGAGCAAAUAUUGGGUCAAUGAGCAAAGGUAUGGAGGGAUCUCUUUUGGUGGACAGCUUCCAGUCCUCGACCUCAACACGGAGUAUGUAGCCGAGGUCUUCAUGCAGCUGGGAUGCAUGCUUAAUGUUACUGGGGGUAACUACUCCAAGGCAGUCUUAAGGGAAUUACAGCCUUUCCUUAAAUAUAUGGAAACUGAAUAUAAUGUGAAGGUGUGGUACAGCAAUAAGGGCUGGCAUGCGAUGGUUUCUUUCUUGAACAUAGCCAACAACGCGAUUCUCAGAGCGAACUUACCGAGUGGAGCAGAUCCAGCCGAGUACGGAAUCACCACCAUCAACCAUCCUCUGAACCUGACCAAAGAGCAGCUCUCUGAGGUCACUGUGCUCUCUACCUCAGUAGAUGCCGUGGUGGCGAUCUGUGUGAUCUUCGCCAUGUCUUUUAUCCCAGCGAGUUUUGUCCUUUACCUGAUUCAAGAGAGGGUCACCAAAGCCAAACACCUGCAGUUUGUGAGCGGUGUGAGCCCAACUGUUUAUUGGAUAUCCAGCUUCUUCUGGGAUAUGUUGAAUUAUUCAGUGAGUACUGCUAUGGUUGUUGGGAUAUUCAUUGUCUUUGACAAGAAAGCAUACACUUCACCAACUAAUCUUCCAGCCCUUGUGGCACUACUGCUCCUGUAUGGAUGGUCUGUCACUCCGUUGAUGUAUCCUGCUUCCUUUCUCUUCAAUGUGCCCAGCACUGCCUAUGUGUCCCUGUCCAGCAUCAACUUAUUCAUUGGCAUCAACAGCAGUGCUGCCACUUUAAUUCUGGAACUCUUUGAAAAUGACCGGGUGAAGGCUAUGUCGUUGACCCUUUUAACUGGAAUUUUAUUGGAAAGAAUAUUUUUGCCAUGGCAGUUGAAGGCAUUGUAUAUUUUGCCCUGAAUAUCUUGAUCCAACAUCGCUUCUUUCUUACUCAUUGGCUAUCUCAGGGAAAUACCUCUCCUAUCAUUGAUGAAGACCAGAAUGUUGCAGAAGAGAGGGAGAGAAUGAACAAAGGAGGAAGCAAGAAUGACAUUCUGAAAAUUAAAGACUUGUCAAAG
Messenger RNA from Acipenser ruthenus (sterlet), 6233 nucleotides. RefSeq names its product retinal-specific phospholipid-transporting ATPase ABCA4. Gene Ontology annotation, biological process: lipid transport; transmembrane transport. Gene Ontology annotation, cellular component: membrane; intracellular membrane-bounded organelle. The coding region runs from base 316 to 6075 and encodes 1919 amino acids. The transcript has 41 exons. The record is from RefSeq and is a predicted model, not a curated record. NCBI's taxonomy places the organism in Eukaryota, Metazoa, Chordata, Actinopteri, Acipenseriformes, Acipenseridae. Gene Ontology annotation, molecular function: ATPase-coupled intramembrane lipid carrier activity; ATP hydrolysis activity; ABC-type transporter activity.